Leptomonas pyrrhocoris is the source of this 1647-nucleotide messenger RNA. RefSeq names its product putative mitochondrial 2-oxoglutarate dehydrogenase, E2 component. The transcript has a single exon. Lineage: Eukaryota; Euglenozoa; Kinetoplastea; Trypanosomatida; Trypanosomatidae. Bases 478 to 1647 code for a protein of 389 amino acids. The record is from RefSeq and is a predicted model, not a curated record. Gene Ontology annotation, molecular function: acyltransferase activity.
GCUUCUUUCUUUCCGUUCUCUCCCCCCUCCCCUGUGGCAGCAGUUCAGCAUCAACCUCUUCACACACGCACGAACAUAUUGAGACUUAGCGCUUCUCUUUUGUUUUGCUUUUUUGUUUCUUUGCUUUGUAGGCUCUCACUAAGAAGACGUUACGUCAACGCUGAAAGAUUCCUAUUUUAUAUACAUAUCCACAUUCUUCAAGAGAAAUCUCACCUAUUCAAACCGUGUGUGAUAGCGCCGCAUCGUCAUCGGUUCUUUUCCCCCGCUGAAACGUCGGUCUCCACGUUUUGUAAUUCAAGUCGUCACACAAACGUUGUCCCCCUUCGCCCCGCUGUUCGGCGUGAUUUCUACUACUUUUUCUCAUUUUGUUCUUCGCAUUACACUCUUCCAGAAGCGUCUCGUAUCGUGUCUUUGUCUUGACUCUGUUCUUUUUUUCUUUUUCUUUUUGGAUCUCAAGAAGUCGCACGAGCACCCACAAUGCUUCGCCGUGUCUCUUCUCGCGUGCUACCGAAGGCAUGUGGUGCGGCCCACAACAUGUGCCUUCGCUUCUGCCUCAGCAUCAAGGUGCCGACGAUUGCCGAGUCCAUCAGCACUGGGAAGGUGGUGAACUGGACCAAGAAGGUCGGCGACGCUGUUACCGAGGAUGAGGUAAUUUGCCAGAUUGAGUCCGAUAAGCUCAACGUGGACGUGCGCGCCCCCAAGAACGGUGUUAUUACGAAGAUCAACUUUGAGGAUGGCGCGGAUGUAGAGGUGGGCGCAGAGCUGUCAACGAUGAAGGAGGGUCCGGCCCCAGCUGCCGCGCCGGCUGCCGGAAAGGAGGAGGCGGCGAAGCCCGACGCCCCGAAGGCCGCUGCUCCGGCAGCGCCGGCGGGUGCGGCUGCCGCGCCCGCUGCUGCUGCGCCGAUGCCUGCAAAGCCCAGCGUGCAGACCGUCAGCGGUGCGGACCCGCGCGUGAAAAGUGUGCGCAUCUCGUCGAUGCGGCACCGCAUUGCCGACCGUCUUAAAGCCAGCCAGAACACGUGCGCCAUGCUGACCACCUUCAACGAAGUCGACAUGACACCGCUGUUUGAGCUGCGCAACAAGUACAAGGACGACUUCGCGAAGCGCCACGACGUGAAGCUGGGCCUCAUGUCGCCCUUCGUGAAGGCGUGCGCGAUCGCCCUGAAGGAUGUGCCGAUCGUGAACGCCUCCUUUGGCAAGGACACCAUCGACUACCACGACUUUGUAGACAUCUCCAUCGCCGUCGCCACCCCGCGCGGACUCGUGGUGCCGGUGAUUCGCGAUGUGCAGAAUAUGAACCUGGCGAACAUCGAGGUCGCAAUCGCCGACUACGCCGCGCGGGCGCGCAUCAACAAGCUGACCAUGGCGGAGAUGACGGGCGGGACCUUCACCAUCUCCAACGGCGGCGUAUUUGGAUCGUGGAUGGGCACGCCGAUCAUCAACCCCCCGCAGAGCGCCAUUCUCGGCAUGCACGCCAUCAAGAAGAAGCCGUGGGUGGUGGGCAACGAGAUCAAGAUUCGCGACAUCAUGGCCAUCGCCCUCACGUACGACCACCGCCUCAUCGACGGUGGCGACGCUGUCACAUUUUUAGUCAAGGUGAAGAAUUUGGUGGAGGAUCCGGCUCGUAUGGUGCUGGACCUGUCGUAG